Helianthus annuus (common sunflower) is the source of this 400-nucleotide messenger RNA. RefSeq names its product phytochrome B-like. Gene Ontology annotation, molecular function: phosphorelay sensor kinase activity. The record is from RefSeq and is a predicted model, not a curated record. The transcript has 2 exons. Gene Ontology annotation, biological process: signal transduction. NCBI's taxonomy places the organism in Eukaryota, Viridiplantae, Streptophyta, Magnoliopsida, Asterales, Asteraceae. Gene Ontology annotation, cellular component: nucleus. Bases 26 to 400 code for a protein of 124 amino acids.
ACAAGAAAAUAAAUGUUUCGAGAGGAUGAAAGAGUUGGCAUAUAUCUGUUAUGAGAUCAAGAAUCCAUUAAGUGGCAUUAGAUUUUCUAAUUCUCUUUUGGAAGCAACAAAUCUAACCGAUGAUCAAAAUCAGUUGUUGGAAACGAGUGUCGCAUGCCAGAAACAGAUGUUAAAGAUUGUGAAAGAUGUUUAUAUGGAGAAUAUUCAAGAGGGUCAUUUGGAGCUUGAAAAGCACGACUUUGUACUUGGGAGCGUAAUCGAUGCUGUGGUUAGCCAAGUAAUGUUUGCUUUGAGAGAUGGAGGUGUACAACUGAUCCGUGAUGUCCCGGAGGAAGUCGAAACUUUAUGUCUUUAUGUCAUUCUUAUUGGGUCGUUUUCUUUUUGUGAAUUUUGUGAAUAA